AUGGCUUCCCCACAUGCCAAGGGAGCUUCGCGCUCAGUGAGGUUCUCCGACACGCGAGAAUACGCGUCCCGCCCCGACCCCCCGACAUCUGGCCCCGAGCCACAGAGCGAUACAAGUGAAGACGAGAUUUCUGAAAAUGAAGCCGACGUAAAACUUCUUCCCUUGAAGUCUCGCGAUCCAACAUCCUCAUCGUCGAGCUCCCGAAACCCGGCUUCGAUCGAUGUACCCGAUAACGAACGCGACACCUCGAAGCGCAUUGAGGAACUUCUUGCGGCGGAUCGCAAUUUCCUAACCGAUGCAUUCGAUACAGAUCUGGAAGAUGGGGACUCCAGGCCUUCUGUUUCCCUCAGCGACGACUAUGGAUUACCAUCAGAUAAGCGAUUGCUGCUUGAACGCGCUGGGGGCGACGACGAUAAGCGCUUUCACUGGCGGUCGCUGUUUCGUCUGCACUCGUGGUGGAACGUUCUUGCCAUGUUGACCAUUGCCAUAGUGGUAGUCUGGCUCGCCAUCAGGGGCCUGCCUUGGUCUUCUACGGAGGGUCGUCUCAGUGGAUCUGAAACGGUUCCAUGGUACCCUACACCUCUCGGUGGAACUAGCAGUCAGUGGAAAGAAAGCUAUGCGAAAGCACAAGAGAUGGUCCAGGCAAUGUCCAUUGCCGAGAAGGUCAACGUUACCACUGGGACGGGCUGGCAAAUGGGUCUCUGUGUAGGCAAUACCGGAACCGCCGACCGAGUCAAAUUCCCCUCUCUUUGUCUGCAGGAUGGCCCUCUCGGCCUUAGAUACGUGCACAAUAUCACGGCAUUCCCGGCCGGUAUUACAACCGGUGCCACAUGGAAUCGAGAGCUGAUGCAACAGCGGGGCUUUGCCAUCGGAAAUGAGGCACGGUUGAAAGGAGUAAAUGUCGUUUUAGGCCCGUCCAUGGGACCAAUUGGCUUGAUGCCCGCUGGGGGUCGUAACUGGGAAGCUUUUGGAUCAGACCCUGUGCUCCAAGGAGUGGCUGCGGCCGAGACCAUCCACGGUAUACAGCGAAAUGGGGUCAUGGCCACGGCGAAACACUUCAUUGGCAACGAACAAGAACACUUCCGCCAGGCCUUCGAGUGGGGACUCCCAGAGGCUCUGUCGUCGAAUAUAGAUGACCGUGUGCUGCACGAGGUUUUUGCCUGGCCGUUCGCCGAAAGCAUUAGGGCGGACGUGGCGAGUGUGAUGUGCUCUUAUCAGAUGGUCAACAACACCUAUGCCUGCGAGAACAGUAAAUUGAUCAAUGGCAUUCUCAAAGAUGAACUUGGCUUCCAGGGCUUCGUUCAAUCAGACUGGUUGGCCCAACGCUCAGGUGUUGAGAGCGCCAUUGGAGGCCUCGAUAUGAGCAUGCCCGGUGACGGCCUUCACUGGGCUGAUGGUAAACCACUAUGGGGAGGGGAGCUGACACGCGCGGCUCUGAACACCUCCGUUCCCAUGGAACGCUUGAACGACAUGGUGACCCGCAUCGUCGCUGCCUGGUAUCAUUUCCGACAAGACUCAUGGGAGCAACCUGGACAGGAAGGAGACGGUGGUCCAAACUUCUCCUCAUGGACCCAAGAAGAAGUGGGACGUCUACAUGAAGGAUCCCCUGAUAAUGAUGCCACUGGUGUGGUUAACAAAUAUGUUGAUGCGCAAGGUAAAGGCGCCCACGCACAUUCUAUCGUGGCUCGUCAAGUUGCGGCAGAGGGCACUGUGCUCCUCAAAAACGUCAACAAUACACUUCCUCUCGCACGGGACCACCCUGGCCUCAAUGGAAGAUAUAGGGUUGGUGUUUAUGGCGAGGACGCAGGUCCUGGUAAAGGGCCCAAUGCAUGUGCCGAUCGGGGGUGCAACCAAGGGACCUUGGCUUCCGGCUGGGGCAGUGGUGCGGUCGAAUUUCCGUAUCUAGUCAGUCCUUGGGAAGCAUUACAGCAUGCUUGGUCGACGGACACAGUUGAUAUCCGGGACCACUUAACAGACGCCAUCCAACCCGAAGACCUCGUGGAUCAGGAUCUCUGCUUGGUUUUCGCCAACGCAGACGGUGGCGAAGGAUUCAUCCGCAGUGAUGGAAUUGAUGCAGAUCGAAGCGACCUGUUCCUGCAAAAGAAUGGCACUGGAUUGAUAGAGGGAGUGGCCAAACAUUGCGGUGGUGGCCAAGGUAAAACUGUGGUCAUUUUGCAUUCCAUUGGCCCCGUUGUGAUGGAAUCCUGGAUUGACCUUCCCGGUGUGCAAGCUGUGGUAUACGCCAAUCUCCCCGGGCAAGAAAGUGGCAAUGCCCUGGUGGAUGUGCUUUUCGGCGAAGUGGACGCCAGUGGUCGACUACCAUACACAAUUGGCAGAAGUUUGGAAGACUACGGCCCAGGGGCUGAAGUGCUGUACCAACAAACAGAUCCUUCAGUCCCACAAGUCAAUCUCAAUCAGGGCCUGUAUAUCGACUAUCGCUAUUUUGACAAGUUCAACAUAACCCCACGCUACGAAUUCGGUUUCGGCCUGUCCUACACAACUUUUGAUUAUUCUACUCUUGGAAUUGAGAAAUUGCAGAAAAAGACCCAACACCCUUCACCUCGCCCGGGCAAUGAGGUCGAACCUCCAAAAUACGACACAAGGCCGCCCAAUCCAUUCACCGGCUUGUUUCCUUCUGACUUCCGUGUCCUCCGAAAAUACAUUUACCCCUACUUCGACUCUCUGGAGGGGACAGAUCCGGGCCCAUACCCAUAUCCCAAGGGAUACAAUACACCCCAGACACCAUCUGCUGCAGGCGGCGGACCAGGUGGCAAUCCAUCGCUUUACGAAGCCAUGCUGGAGCUCUCUAUCGAAGUCACUAAUACCGGUCCUCGGACAGGGAAAGAGGUGAUUCAGGUAUAUGUGUCUUUCCCAGAAGAUGUCGCCGAACAUCGCGGAAUAGGCUGGUCCCGGGAGACUAUAGAGUUCCCUAAACGUGUGUUGCGCAAUUUCGAGAAAAUCACCCUGCAGCCAGGGGAGGCCAAGACGGUCAAAUUGACAUUGACACGCAAGGAUCUUAGUUACUGGAGUGUUCGUGCACAGAAUUGGAUUCUUCCCACCGAAGGCAAGUUCAAGAUUUGGGCUGGACGGAGCUCGAGAGAUUUACCACUGGUGGUGGAGUUUUGA
This is a messenger RNA of Penicillium salamii, 3126 nucleotides long. The record is from the annotation of a GenBank genome assembly. NCBI's taxonomy places the organism in Eukaryota, Fungi, Ascomycota, Eurotiomycetes, Eurotiales, Aspergillaceae.